This is a messenger RNA of Trichoderma aggressivum f. europaeum, 3048 nucleotides long. RefSeq lists its product as uncharacterized. Bases 1 to 3048 code for a protein of 1015 amino acids. Gene Ontology annotation, molecular function: protein kinase binding. The record is from RefSeq and is a predicted model, not a curated record. The transcript has 5 exons. Lineage: Eukaryota; Fungi; Ascomycota; Sordariomycetes; Hypocreales; Hypocreaceae. Gene Ontology annotation, cellular component: cytoplasm; nucleotide-activated protein kinase complex; nucleus. Gene Ontology annotation, biological process: signal transduction.
AUGGCAGCACCAGGGCAAAAUGUCCCGGAUGUGGAUAGCACGCUUGCAGCCCAGGUACAGGGAACCUCUACAGCACACCGCCAGCAUGAGGCCACCCGCAGUAUCCACCAAGUACCCAGUACGCCAGCGCUAACCCGCGCUGCUCCCGGAGGUACCUGCUCCGCCAGACCCAAGGCAAAAAGCAGCAUCAACCCACAGAUAAGAGCAACGCAUUCCCCCACCACAAACCGCAACCCCCCCAAUGGGCCCGAUCCUACUGGCCAGCUUCCCGCUCCAGUUCCUCCAACCCACGAUCGUCUGCUGCACGACGGGCUGCCACGGCACAGGCGAGACGACACGACAGCUGAAGGGGGAGAGAAAAAAAAGGACCUGAACCUGGAACCCCCACGAGCGUCCCCCCUCGACACACAUCGAGAUCCUCUCAGAAACCCCCACCGCCGUUUCAUCCUCUCAGCACGCCGCAAUCCAACCACGUUCGCCCAAGCAUCGUCACGCGAGUCUCCCCGCUGCCCAGCCCUGCUCGCCGGUGCCUUGUGCAACGACAAGCCGCCAACCGGUCGCCUCUGCAACCCCCCUCUGCUCCCGCUAGCAGCCCAUCCUCUGUCUGGGAUUGUUGUUUUCUCUUCUCGCCCUCGCUUCCCACGUCCCUGCCGCCACCCCUGGUCGGGUUCCCAAACCAUGGGUAACAACCAUUCGGCGUCCAACAAGGCGGGCGGGCCUGGGUCGCCUCCGCAGCAGCAGCAGCAGCCGCCAGGCCUCGAGUCUCAGUCUCAGUCUCCUCGCCAGCCUCAGCAUCGCAAGGACGGAUCCCGCAACAUCAUCCCCAUCCACGGUGCCCGCGCCGCUGCCGCCACCGAAUCCUCGUCUCUCCAGGCCCAGGGCUCUAUCGCCGCCUCCGUGCCCAAGCCCAAGAGCGUGCCCGCCACCGGCGUCUCCUCCCUCAGCGGCUCGCCGCAUAGCAGCACCGUCUCCUCCGUCGCCAACGCCGCUGCCGCCGUUGCCGCGGCCGUCGUCGCCGGCAGCCCCAAACCGUCCGAGCCGCGACCCAUCCUACGCGACGAACCCUCCAAGCCCGUUGCCGUCCCCAUCGACGGGUCUCUGGCGCGUCCUCAUAUCCCAGCCGUCCCGCCAUAUAUCGAUGCUCAGCUCUUUUCCAACAGUAGCCUGACGGACAUGUACAUGAUGCGCCCGCCUCGCCUGCCGCUUCCUAUCGAGGAGGAGGUUCACACGCCUGGCUCGCCCAUUCUCGGACCCGACGAGAGCCUGGCCGAUCUCGAGCUUGGCGAGUCGUCCGAAGCCUUGACUAGGAAGAGCUCCGCGCUCAGCUCGGGCACGGCCGAGGAUGACGAGGGCGAGGAGCUACGCGUAGACAAGACCAGGCCCGUCGUUGCCACCAGGAUUGAGUGGAAGGGAGGUGGUGAAAAGAUUUGGGUUACGGGUACCAUUUUCCACUGGAAUCGAAAGCUCCGGUUGCGUCCUGUUGAGGGCCAACCAGGUGUCUUUGCCGCCACGAUUCACGUGUUGCCCGGCACCCAUCACAUCCGCUUCUUGGUUGAUGGUAUUAUGCAGACAUCACCCGAGCUCCCCACCACGGUUGAUUUUGGAAACAACUUGGUAAACUACAUCGAGGUCAAUCCCGACGACGUGUUGGCGACCAGAAAGGGCGAAGCCGUCGAGGCUACCGAGGCCGGAAAGGAGAAGAGCGAGUCUCAAGCCGAUUCCGAGUCCAAGGAAGAGCCCAAGGUGGCUAGGGGAAAGCCCGUCUUGCCGCAAGAGGCUUACAAUGGGCAAAUCCCACAGUACCUGCUCGAUUUCGACCAGGCUGAGGAAUCGCCGGCCUAUCGCAAUGCCGUGUCCGCCAUAGAGAAGCUGACGACCCCACCGAGCCUGCCCGGCUUCCUGGGCAAGCCAAUCCUCAACGCUGCCACCCUGAUGAAGGACGACAACAGCGUCUUGAACAUGCCCAACCAUACCGUUCUGAAUCACCUUGCGACCAGCAGUAUCAAAAACAAUGUUCUGGCUGUGUCAGCAACUACUAGAUAUCACAACAAGACCGACGCAUAUCCCGAUGACCAGGCGGAUGUCGACUCGACCUAUGGCUCCGAUCAAGACUCGACCUACACCGGCUCCAUCACGUCGUCCAUCUACAACUACCAGUACGAAAACGGCCGCCGCUACCACGCCUACAGAGAGGGCCAGUACGUGCUGCCCAACGACCAGCAGGAACAGGAGCGGCUCGAUCUCCAGCAUCACAUAUGGCGGCUCCUCGUCGGCGGCCGCCUCUUCACGGCGCCCCUGCCGACGCACACCGGCGAGGACGAGGACGAGGACGAGCUGCGCAUCCUGGACCUGGGCACGGGCACGGGCAUCUGGGCCAUUGACAUGGCCGACGAGUUCCCCAACGCGGCCGUCUUCGGCGUGGACCUGUCGCCGAUCCAGCCCGACUGGGUGCCCAACAACUGCCGCUUCCACGUCGACGACUACGAGGACCAGUGGACGUACCACGAGGACGAAAAGUUCGACUACAUCCACGGGCGCGCCCUCAGCGGCACGUCGGCCGACUGGCCGCGCUUCUACCGGCAGGUGAUGGAGAACCUCAAGCCCGGCGGGUGGCUCGAGAUGCAGGAGUACGACGCGUGGAUCUUUAGCGACGACGACAGCUGCGACCGCGCGCCGUGGACGAUGGAAUGGGUCGACAAGCUGGAUGCCGCGAGCAGGAUGUACGGCAAGCAGAUUAAUGUGGCGCGGCAUCAGAAGCAGUGGAUCAUUGACGCAGGGUUCGAGGACGUUGAGGAGAAGGUAUACAGAAUACCAAUCGGACCGUGGGCCAAGGAUCCUACGCUAAAGGAGCUGGGCAAGUUUGAGCUCACGCACAUGCAAAUGUCUGUCGACUCGCACACGCCGGCGCUCUUCACCCGCGUGUUGAACUAUUCCAAAGACCAGGCGGACGUGCUGAUGGAGGGCGUCAAGCGGGAGUUUCGAAGCCGGGACCUCAGGCUGAUUACUUGCUACCGGUUCAUCGUGGGGAGGAAACCGCUUGACUCGUAG